AUCAAUGUUUUCGUUCGGUAUCAUUUUGAAGCCAAAAAGCAAAGCGUGUGACCGAGGCGCCAACUUUUGUGAAAACAGCAAUAAAGGAAGGGGAAAUGUUAGAUGGUCGAGGAAAGGUCGUUGUUUUUACCCCAGCAAUGGAAAGUUAUAAUCUUGCGGUGGACGAUGCAGAGGGUGUACUGAGAACAAAAGGAGGUGCAGUCCGAAACACUGCUGGGGCUUCCUUCCUUUCCUUCGUUGAGGCCAUCAGACAACAAGUUCCCAAUACACGCCAUGUUGUCUUCAACCAACAGGACACGGAAUCGGUAUAUGUCGUAGAGUCUGACGAACAAGUCAUAUUCACACUCAGGAAUGCUGAUCGCGGGACAUGGCAAUUACGAGGGCUUGAGCGAACGCUAUGUUCGACUCAAACGAAAGUUGUCGUUGUUUCUAGCGGCACCCCAUACGAUCUCAUUGGAUUCGAGAGUAAGCAUAGCAUUGAUUAUGCUCACCUGGCCUGUAGCGAAUAUACAAAACCCGCUUUGGAGGCAGUGAAGAAUAUUAUUUUCGGUGAGGAGAAGGCGGUAGGAAAGCUCCCGGUGCGGGUGACUACGUAAAAUCGACCGAGAAUACUUACUUACAUCUAUCUAUGUUUACUGUAUCGCUCGUUUGGAUGCAUAAAAAUAAGAGGA
Molecule: messenger RNA, 671 nt
Organism: Lentinula edodes (shiitake mushroom)
Lineage: Eukaryota; Fungi; Basidiomycota; Agaricomycetes; Agaricales; Omphalotaceae
Exons: 1
Coding region: 96-596 (166 amino acids)
Biological process (GO): carbohydrate metabolic process
Molecular function (GO): hydrolase activity, hydrolyzing O-glycosyl compounds
Source: RefSeq, a predicted model, not a curated record